Molecule: messenger RNA, 672 nt
Organism: Penicillium verrucosum
Lineage: Eukaryota; Fungi; Ascomycota; Eurotiomycetes; Eurotiales; Aspergillaceae
Exons: 2
Coding region: 1-672 (223 amino acids)
Biological process (GO): protein phosphorylation
Molecular function (GO): protein kinase activity; ATP binding
Source: RefSeq, a predicted model, not a curated record
AUGCAUCCAAAAAGCGGCCCCUUAAGGGAAAUUGAUCCCUCCAUGAUCAAUAUCACUCGGCAUAUUACGAGCUCUGAGGCAUCUUCAAUAUUUGAGGUAGAAGUGGAUGGGCAAAAGUACAUAUUGAAGCUUUUUCACGACAACGGCGACCCUGGGUAUGCCGAGAAUGGCCGUGAUCUGAACCGAUUUCGCUGCGAAUUCAAUGCAUACGAGAAGCUCGUUACGUCCGGUGUUUGUGAGCGCCGCGUCGUUCCAAAAUUUCACGGCUACAUCGAUAGAGUGGAUCCAGCUCUAUUCUAUCCGACUUUCCAACAUUUCGCCCAUGACAAGUUCCAACCGAGAGGGAUGUUACUAGAAUACCUCCCAAAUGCAGAGAGUUUGAAUUGCGUGAAUUACUCGGACGUGCUCUUUCCCCAGGCAAUUGAGGGCAUGAAGGAGAUACACAAAGCGGGCGUUCACCACCAAGACAUCUACCCAAAAAACAUACUCCUUGUUCGUGGAAACCCAGAUAGACUGGUCUGGAUUGACUUUGAUGUUGCAACGACCUUUACCGAUCCUGAGCCUGAACAGCUCGCGCUCUCUGACUACGAAAUUGAGCUCGUGAAGGGAUUUGGCGAUGCGCUGAGAGAUGACCAGGCCGAGGGACUUCCUCCGAAUACCAAAUUCUAUUGA